GCAGUGCUGCCGAUCUGAUUCUGGAUAAAACACUGGCAGCAGGCACAAGCUUUCUGCAGCACUUAGCAGUUGGGUUUGUAUAGCCUGGCCUGUGGCUCAAGUCAUUUCCGGUUGAAGACGGGUUAUAUAAAGCAGGCGAAGUUGCACUGGUAUACGAGGGACCUUCAACAAAGGAAAAGCAAUUAGCAGAGCAGCAGUGCUCUCUGUAAACUAAAUAUUCCUGGCAGCCUGCACAGCAAUACUAAACUGUCAUAGCUUUUGUUCAGGGACUCUUACUGAAUAUAAGAUUCAGCCAGCAAUAAACAAGGGAUUUUGCCUUCAUUGUGUCUGCCAGUGAACCUUUAACUCAGAAUGGUAUUAAACGGAUUACUUGUGCUGAGUCUUUUUAUAAUUCAAGCUUUUUCUCUUCCCAUAAAUAACCAAAGGAAUCAAGAUGAUGUCAAGGUGAUGAAAUGUAUUGUAGAGGUCAUAUCAGAUACACUGUCAAAACCAAGCCCUUUACCAGUCAGUCAGGAGUGCUUGGACUUUCUUAGACGAGAUGAAAGAAUUAUUUCAAUCCUUCACCACCAACAUCUGCUGAAAGAGCUUCAGGAAAUUGCUGAGCAAGGUGCUAAAGAAAGAUUGCCAGAACCAAAGGAAGCUGCUGAUUUACAAGAGAAGAUUGCCAAGGUACUACAGAUCCCAGACUACACACCCAAUAAAAGAGAUAAAUUGAAAGACACUUCUUCAGAGGAGCACACCACUUCAUCCAGUGAGUCAGAGGGGAACAAUGAGGGUUUACACGUGAAAUUCAAUUCUAAAGAGGAAGAGGAAGAAACUGAAAAUGAGAAAGAAUCUCAUGAAAAAAGCACAGAAGACGGCAAGGACAGUGAGGAGAGUAAUCAGGUUAAAAGAAAUCGGGAGAACUCAAGUGAGGAACGUGCCCUCAACAAUCUUAAAGAAAAUUCCAAUGAAGAUGAGACUUCUGAGGAGGAGCAGCAUAUCAGCAAGGAAAGUCAGGAAGACUCCGGUGUCAGAGAAAAGCCUCAAAGGGGCAAGCAAUAUAGUGUAAAAGCUAGUGAUGAAGAAGGAGGAAAAAGUAAUGAAGCAAAUUCUGAACAGGGGCAAGAAGACAAAAGGGAAGUCAUUGGGGACAACAGAGUUUCAGAUGAAAGACAGGAAGAUGAAAGUGAAGAGAAACCAGUAAAGAAUGAGGAAGAGGGAAUCCGAAGCGAUGAAGCGCUGUUAUCUGAAAAGGAUGCCACAUCUAAUGAAGAAGGGAAAUCCAGUGAAGAAAAAAGGGAAAGUCGUCACUCUGCAGAAAGAGAUAUGCAAGCCUUACGUGAAAAAGAAGCAAAAGACCAGCAAUCUGAAGAAAAGCAUUCCGAAGAAUGGGAAGAGGUGAAGAAAUGGAGUAAAAUGGAUGAGCUGGCGCAAGAGCUUACAUCAAAGAAACGCUCGGAGGAACAUGAGAGCGAGGAAGAGCCUGACCAGUCCAUGAGACUUGCGCUUAAGACCCAUAAAUAUGACAACAGCCCUCACAGUGAGUCAAAGAAGGCUUGGACAAAUACCCCCCAUCAUUCAAAGGAGGAAAGCAGUGAUGAGGAGCUUAAAACGGAACCUCGACCUGAAAUAGAAGAGAAACGAGACGAAGAAGGAAGUGCAAACAAAAAAACAGAGGACCAUGAGAUGGAGAGUCUUGCUGCCAUAGAAGAAGAGCUACAGAAGGUGGCUGAAAAGCUACACGAGCUAAGAAGAGGAUGAAAUUUACAACCUAAAUACAGCAAUUGUAAACAGAAUAAGAAUACAUUUACUGUAACCACUGCACACUUUUACAGUGCACUAAUACUCACAGAAUGCAGAGAUACAAGCUUUUAAAUUAAAAACAAUAGCCCAUUCUUUCUGAAAAAAAUAGUUUGCCAUUUUAUGUAAAACUUGUGCUGUUUGCUUAUUCAAUCAUUUCUGUGCAACAUUAAGAUAUUUUCACAUUUUCUAUCUAGAAAAAUGCAGUCUGGGCUCUGUUUCAUCUCUGUUGAAGCAAAAAAGGCUUUUUAGAGUACUACACUUAACAAUAUCAGACUUUCCUGAUAAAAUAAUCAUUGCAAUAAUUCGUUAACUGUUCUUUAGAGUGAAUACCUAUCUGUAUGAACAUUUUAAAUAAAAAAUAAAAAAUAAACUGGGUGCACCAUCACAUGAUGCUAGAGUAAGAAACUGUUAUUUUAAUUUAUAAUAUUGAUAAAUAAAGUAAUUUCUAGCAUGUUGACCAGAA
Messenger RNA from Protopterus annectens (West African lungfish), 2248 nucleotides. RefSeq names its product chromogranin A (gene CHGA). Gene Ontology annotation, cellular component: chromaffin granule. The record is from RefSeq and is a predicted model, not a curated record. The transcript is spliced from 8 exons. The coding region runs from base 352 to 1743 and encodes 463 amino acids. Gene Ontology annotation, biological process: defense response to bacterium; negative regulation of insulin secretion; negative regulation of catecholamine secretion. NCBI's taxonomy places the organism in Eukaryota, Metazoa, Chordata, Ceratodontiformes, Protopteridae.